Poecilia reticulata (guppy) is the source of this 1327-nucleotide messenger RNA. RefSeq names its product achaete-scute homolog 5. Gene Ontology annotation, biological process: regulation of transcription by RNA polymerase II; developmental process. Gene Ontology annotation, molecular function: protein dimerization activity; DNA-binding transcription factor activity, RNA polymerase II-specific; RNA polymerase II transcription regulatory region sequence-specific DNA binding. NCBI's taxonomy places the organism in Eukaryota, Metazoa, Chordata, Actinopteri, Cyprinodontiformes, Poeciliidae. The record is from RefSeq and is a predicted model, not a curated record.
AGGAACUGAAGGAGGAUCUGCUGCAGCUCCAUCUGAAGGUGACCAUCAUGAAGCUCCUCUGAUCCAAUCAGCUGUCCUCGUUCCUGAUUGCUCGAUUGUACGAUGAGCUCCGCCUUCUCUCAGUCGCUCUUCGACCGUUUCGCUGCGUCGCCCCCUGCUGGCCGGGAGGACCGGAGCAGAACUCAGCACUCCGAGUCUCUGUCCGCCUCCGUCCCCUUCCUGUUCUACCCCCCCGCUGUGGACCCCGCUGCCCUCAGCCUGUACAAGGGCCCCCUGAGGGGUCCCGCCGGCAUCCUGCCCUACCUGUCCCCCUUCCACCACCAUGGGCACUUCAGCGUCUAUGAGUGUCCGUUCGAGCCGGCGUUCAUCCAGAAGCGUAACGAGCGCGAGCGGCAGCGCGUCAAGUGCGUGAACCAGGGCUACGCAAAGCUGCGGGACCACCUGCCGGGCCACAGCGCCGACAAGAGGCUCAGCAAGGUGGAGACGCUGCGCGCCGCCAUCAGGUACAUCAAGUACCUGCAGAGACUGGUGGACAUGGAGGAAGAUGGGCGUGAAGGGGCGGAGCCAGGCAGUGGGACGUCUUCUGGCCCGGACAGGGGUGGAGAGAUGCAGGCGUGUUGAACGGCCCGUUCACCUGGACGACCAAUCAGAGCGCAGAGGGAUGACGUCAGCGACUCUAGAUUGUAAACCUCCAGAGGACAGAUUCUAAAUGGACAGCGCCACCUGCAGUUUGUUCCUGAAAGUCUGAUGGGAAAAACAAAACAAAACAACAACAAAAAAAACCUUGAAAAAUUCAAGAUGGCGACCAUUUUUCAAGAUGGUUGCCAUGAAAAAUAACUUUUUGCACUAAAAUUGAAAUCACCGUGUUUGGUGUCAGAUCUCAACCUACAUAUUAUGAUCCAUAGAAAUCGGACAUAUUUUCUUGAGUUUAUGUUUGCUUUUUCAAAAUGGCUGCCAUAAUUUUAAUGGAGAAAAUAUGUUUGCACUUAAAUUGGAAGAAGUAAUUACCAGUGAUGGGCACACCUAACCAAAGAGUUAGCUUCACUAACCACUGAUUUGAUUAGCAAGAGUCUUAGCUUCACUAGUGCUAAACACAUGUAAAAAACAAGCUAAUGCUACUAGCUAAUGCCAAACACAUUAAACAUUAACCAUUAAGAUGACUGUCUCAGUUGUGAUACUCGCUAACAGCAAAGUCCUAAGUUUCUGCUUUUACUAUAUUAUUACUUUACAGUUGUAUAAAUAUGAUUAUCAAAAUGAAAACAUGUCAUGCAAUAUAAAACUCAUUAAAGUCAUGAAAAUGGGGAACAUUUUAUGGUAAUUAGUUUAA